AUGGGGCGGCUCCAUGGCGGGGUGAGCGGCGGCGUCGGGGCUUCGCAACGACUGUGGAGCCCACAGCCGCGUCAGUCGCAGGCUGAGCUCCGCACCGGCCAGCGCCUUGGCCAGCUGCUCGUUCCUAGGGCUUUUCAGCUCGGCGGCAGCGUCUCUGCGGGGCCGGGCAGACCGGGAGGUGGAGAGAAAGAAGAGAGAGAAGAGAGAGGAGGCAGCGGCGCAGCUGAGCGGCCACCGCCACCGCCACCGCCGCCUCCACCACCAGCGAGCCUGGGCCGGGCAGGGCGCCGAGCGGGCCGUCUGAGGCGCAGGCCGGAGCGGGCCCGGAGGGGCCCAUGGCGAGCGACAAGCCGGUCCGGCCCGGGGCUCAAGCCUCAGCCCGUGGAGCCCAUCGCCGUCGGGGCCGGCAGCGGAGGCGGUGGCGAUGGCGAUGGCGGCGGCAGCGGGAUGGCGGGGCUGAUGGGGCGUCCGGCUCCGACUCCGGCUCCGGUUCCGCUCCCCGCGGGGACGAGUUACCUUUCGGUGCAGAUCCGCAACUUCCGGAUGAAAUUCGCAGGUUGGACUCCUGCAGGUCGGACAGGUCGGCAGCAGGGACAUCGUGGAGAUGGUGCUCUACCUGGUAAGGGAAAAGGCGUCCCCAGUGUCCCCCACCCCAUCCUCGGUCCCCAGCGCCCCCUGUCCCCCCUGCACCCGGGGUCACCCGGGGUCAGCCACGCCGCGCGUCCCCGGGAGCACGGCUCGCCCCGCGGGUGCUGCCCAGCGGGUGACCUGCCCGCGCUGCAAAGCCAGGCCACCGUGCGUCCUCUGCUCGGUCCUCUCCUGCACCUGAGCAGUGCCCAGCUCCACAGCGCUGCUCAUCCCUUCUCCUCCUUGGCUGCCAGUAAAUCGCCUAAAAAGGUGUGGGUGAGCUUUCGAGUUUAGUUAGGGGCUGAGGGGACAGACCUCUGGUUCCCGGGCUCCUUCUCCCCUACUCUCUAAUUGUCCGUGGUGUCGCCCUCCUGUGAUGACAACCUUGUUCCUGGAACCUAAGUUCCCCUGUGCUGCUGAAAUGUGAGAAGCACAUUAGCUCUGACCUGAGCGGCUGGGGUGUGAUGUUUCCAGGGAGAAAGGAAAGCGAUGCAAUUUUCAUCUGUCUUUGAAUAUAUUCCGAGGCUGUGAUAAGAGUGUUGUGCAGGACCCACCCACGACCCCCGUCUCUUAGACAGCCUUCCCUUCUGUGUAAUAUUGCCCCGAAUAUGUUGGUCUCUUAAGUCAUUUUCUUUUUCUAUGCACACAGGUGUUAAAGGUGAGGGCAUCAAAUCAUACAGGUUGGUUUCUGUGGUUGCCUUCAGGAGAGUGACUCAUGGAUAAGACUAAAGGAAAGAUAUUAAAUGCAGUCUAGGUUUUGGUUUCUUUCAAGGAAAACUGAAAGAAAGCUGGAACUAACAGCAGUGGUGCCCUGAGACAUGAAUUAGGUAAUGUCUGUGGUUUAUGAGCUUUUUGAAUUCACAGAAAAGUUGAAGCUUUUUAUUUUUCCUUUUUUGCCAGUGUUUCACGUCAAAACUAGGAGUUUGUCUUUACUUUGCUAUAUUUAUUACUGUUUAAGUGCAACACACCAUUUUCUAAUUUUGUAUACCUCACCAAAUAAGUCACUAUAAAGUCAGUGUAAGUUUGGAAGAAUGUCACCCUUUAAAUAGUACCAGUUCUUUUCAAAGUGUUCAAAGAAAUAUAAUUUUUUGGGGGGAGGAGUGUUUGUUUUAACUAGUUGCCAAUACUUGCCUUUUUUGCUUUUUAAAGGAAAAGAUGAAAUCUCAAAAAUGUUACCAUAGUAGCUGGUAUUGUAUUUCCAUAUAUUUAAAGGAACACAUUUUAAGUUUUUUCUCACUUUUUCUCUAACCAAUAUCAUUUUUACUGUAGAUGAUGUGGUAAUUGUAUUUGUAUGUUUACUUAGUUCAUCAUAGCUCGGUAAGAGGCAGUAGACGUAUCACAAGCUGGAAAGUGAUUUGAAUGUGUA
This is a messenger RNA of Castor canadensis (American beaver), 1993 nucleotides long. Lineage: Eukaryota; Metazoa; Chordata; Mammalia; Rodentia; Castoridae. The record is from RefSeq and is a predicted model, not a curated record.